AUGAACCAGCUUCCAUCUAUUCUGCAGCCUGCCAUUCGCAAAGGGCCUCGGUAUUCGGUCCGCCCGUUUUACACCACGCUACUUGUGUUCACAGGGCUUGUGGUACUGAGCUGGGCCUUGCGAAGCAUUUCAAUUGGAGGAUCGCCUAAAUAUGCAUCCAAAAAUUUGUUCCUGGCUAAGAGGGAAGACGAACCAGAGUGUCGGCUAGUUCGCGAAGUCGAAGACAAAUGUGCAUAUGUCCAAAACAACUGCCCGGACCACCAAGAUGGUCUAUUUUCGUACCUGCAACUCUACUACUGCGCCCUAUCCGAUGCAAAGCCAUUAGCUUUCACUAUACUGAUACUUUGGUUGUCGCUCCUUUUCAGUACCAUCGGGAUAGCAGCGAGCGAUUUCCUCUGCAUCGAUUUGAGUACAUUGGCAAGCAUUCUGGGGUUGAGCGAAAGUUUGACUGGCGUUACCUUCCUGGCCUUUGGUAACGGAAGUCCCGAUGUGUUUUCCACAUUUGCCGCAAUGCGCUCAAACAGCGGCAGCUUAGCGAUUGGUGAGCUGAUAGGGGCAGCCAGCUUUAUCACUACUGUAGUCGCCGGUUCUAUGGCAUUGGUACGGCCUUUCAGGGUCGCACGGCGGAGUUUUGUCCGAGAUGUCGGCUACUUCAUCGUUGCCAUCAGCUUUAGCAUCUUUUUGCUAGCUGACGGCCGACUUCAUGUUUGGGAGUCGGCUGCCAUGGUGGGCUUAUAUCUGUUCUACGUUGUGAUGGUAGUGAGCUGGCAUUGGUAUCUUGUUCGACGCCGUCGCAAGUACGAGAGAGAUCUUGCUGCGCGAACUCAUUUUCACAUCCCCGAUAACCAAGAACUGGAUGUUGAAGAGGCCGAGGAAGAUGACGAUCCAGGAGUAGCUUCAGAAUCUCGAAGCCUUCUUCGUGGCGCAUCAACAGAGGAUUUUGAUCUAUUAGAAAGAGCCGGAGUACCCACAUGGAAGGAAGAAGAGGACGAAAAUGACGAGACGCGCAAUCGCUAUCUCGCAGAAAUCAGUGAUAACAUGCAUGUCUAUCGACCACAGAAUAGAUCCCGGCGGAAUACCAUGAAUCCAAUUCGACCGAGUCUGGUUGGAGCACUGGAAUUCCAAUCUGUGCUGCACUCACUGCAGAAAUCAAGGAACACAAAUCGAGAUUCAAGGAUCAACAUUGCGAGCUACACAGACGAUGGAGAUGACACUCGGUCUAUUGCUUCCCAUCCUCGCGCCAGUCGACCCUCUGCUCCUAAUGACCGCCUAUCGCCGUCGAGUGUAAACGGAUCAUCGCGGAUUCGUGCUGUAUCGGCCAAUGAUGCUUAUGGGCUGCAGCUUGACCCUAGCCUACUAGGGCAUCAGCAAGACCAGGGACCACGCUUGACUGUGAGACGGCCCUCCAAUGAGACACCCCGGGGAGCACCUCUAGAAACUCCUCAGGUACCGCGUAUUGAUACAAAUGCUGCGUUAACGGCAUCUCCAUCGUCUUCUGCUCUGUCCUCGCCAACCGCAAGCUCGGUGGGCACGCCGGCUCCACGCACUCCAGAUCUACUAGCUCCUCCGAAUCCUUUCCACUCUCCAAAUUACCAAACGACGGCAACGCAUGAGCGAUCGCCUGUUUCGGUGUCUCCACGAGGUGCGGGCUCUAGCCGCCAACCCAGCAUUAUGCCUGAGAGCCCAUCUGCACCAUUUCCCGCUUUCAUUGAUGUUUCCGGCUCUCCAUCUUCUCGUCCACCCAGCAGUCGACUUCCCAAUCCAGUAGUCAGUCCAUCACAACAACUACUCAUGCAUGACGGUCUUGGAAUUAUAGGCGAUGAUAAUUCCUCGUUCCAAAACCACAUUACGCAAUGGUGGCCCUAUUCAAUCCUUACUUCGCCCACGCAAAUUAUGUGCACACUGUUUCCAACUUUAGCCGGAUGGAAAUCCAAGAGUAUUAUGGGUCGGCUUUUAGGGAUUGUAGCAGCACCCAGUGUUUUUCUCCUCACCAUAACUGUCCCAGUGAUCGAGCCUGAAGCUCCUGAAUCUAACCAGGAGCUGAAUUCAAUCCCUGAGGUAGUUAUUGACCAAGCUGAUGGAAACAAUGAUCGUGGCCCGAGAGUGAGACUACCGGCCGAUAGUCCCACUCUCUCCCCUAUGGUGCAGGAUCUGCACGAUCCUAUUUCUCACUUAUCGGUUUCACAUUCCCACCGCAAGUCAACUAUUCAAGAUCAUACUGGCCGCCCCCGGUGGGAUUCUGAACUCCCAGCGGCACCGCCGCCUGUCCCCGCUCCUUCUGCGCCGUCAAGGGACUGGAACCGCUGGCUCGUUAUCACCCAACUUUUUACCGGUCCGUUCUUCUUCGUCCUAGUCGCAUGGACUACUUUAGAUGAAGAUCUAAAUCCCCGAAAUCUUCUUCUUCCGUCUUUAAUUUCCCUUCUUUUCUCUUUUACAUUUCUUUCCCUUCUUCUCAUAUCGACUCGGCGUCGCCCUUGGCAUCGACAGAGAAUGACAGACCAGAGCAUAUACGGAUCUCAAGAGUCGUCUGAUUCCCCUGCUCAUUCACUACCAUACUCAUGGAGGCCAUUCCUGUCCCUCCUGGGAUUCCUGGUUGCAAUAUCCUGGAUCGCCACUAUUGCCACAGAAGUAGUGUCUUUGCUGAAGACAAUCGGUGUCAUCCUGGACAUCUCAGAUUCGCUUUUAGGCUUGACUGUUUUUGCCAUUGGUAACUCUCUUGGCGAUCUUGUCGCAAACGUCACUGUUGCACGACUUGGGUAUCCGGUCAUGGCUCUCAGUGCAUGCUUUGGUGGACCAAUGCUCAAUAUCCUGCUCGGCAUAGGCUUAGGGGGGUUAUAUAUGACAUUAAACAGUGGAAACGUUAAAAGACACGACGAGAUUUUGAGUUUGAGAGCUACCUCACCUCAACCAGUGCCUUACGAAAUCGCAAUAUCGAAGGUGCUGGUGAUCAGCGGUGCUACUCUGCUGUUAGUUCUUGUUGGGCUUCUUAUCGUUGUUCCCAUGAAUAAUUGGCGGAUGGACCGCAGGAUUGGAUGGGGUCUCGUUGCAGUCUGGUGCGUGAGUACAUUGGGAAAUGUAAUCGCAGAGCUCGCAUCGUGA
Messenger RNA from Penicillium angulare, 3099 nucleotides. RefSeq names its product sodium/calcium exchanger protein. Gene Ontology annotation, molecular function: monoatomic cation transmembrane transporter activity. The record is from RefSeq and is a predicted model, not a curated record. Gene Ontology annotation, cellular component: membrane. Gene Ontology annotation, biological process: intracellular calcium ion homeostasis; monoatomic cation transport; transmembrane transport. The coding region runs from base 1 to 3099 and encodes 1032 amino acids. Lineage: Eukaryota; Fungi; Ascomycota; Eurotiomycetes; Eurotiales; Aspergillaceae. The transcript has 2 exons.